UGUAGCAGGGGCUCUCCCGUGCUGCCAGAGCCCUGGCCCUCUCGCCCCACUUCCUGACUGGUCUCCUCAGCGUCCUCGCUGCCAUCGCUGCUUGGGGAGGAGCUGCUUCUGAUGAGAAGGGAAGGUUCUCUAUACUCUCUUCCCCUUACACCCACUCUCUGUGUUGUAGCUGAGAAUUAGCCCCUCUCCCUGAUAAGCGCCAGCUCUCCUCAACUGCAGAUUCUCUAAAGUCAGGAUUUUGCAAGUAAGGAGGAGGAAGUUUCUCCCAAGGCAGUGGUGAAUAACCUUUGGUACACCUGUACCACAGCCAAGACCCAAGUACAGUGGUACCUCGGUUUAAGUACACAAUUGGAAGUCUAUACUUAACCUGAAGCGUACUUAACCUGAAGCGAACUUUCCCAUUGAAAGUAAUGGAAAGUGGAUUAAUCCGUUCCAAACAGGUCCGCGGAGUACUUAAACUGAAAGUACUCAAAGCGAGGCGUUCUUAAACCGAGGUAUGACUGUAGAAGCCUGUGUGCACAUUACCAUUGACUCUGGCUCCAGAGUCAACUGUUGGUGUUUGAAAGUGCAUUCAUAUGAGGUUAGCUGCAAUCCUUAUGUAUCCUUAAUUUCUUGAGAAUGUUUGAUGCCCUAAAACCAGCUUCCACCUGAUUCGAAAAUGUAGGCCACAGUUAAGCUGAGGUGUGUACAUUUGAGACAGUGUUGCACAUGCACAGCUGACAGUGCAUGCACACAUUACAACUUCAUUGAACAGGAGUUUGCACAGGGAAACAAAUCAGCUAAUGUACACCAGGUGAAUAAUAAUAAUAAUAAUAAUAUAAUAAUAAUAAUAAUAAUUUAUUAUUUAUACCCCGCCCAUCUGGCUGAGUCUCCCCAGCCACUCUGGGCGGCUCCCAAUUGAAUAUUAAAACAAUACAGCAUUAAAUAUUAAAAGCUUCCCUAAACUGGGCUGCCUUCAGAUGUCUUUUAAAAUUAGGAUAGCUGCUUAUUUCCUUGACAUCUGAUGGAAGGGCAUUCCACAGGGCAGGUGCUGCUACCGAGAAGGCCCUCUGUCUGGUUCCCUGUAACCUCACUUCUCGCAAUGAGGGAACCGCCAGAAGGCCCUCGGCGCUGGAUCUCAGUGUCCGGGCUGAACGGUGGGGGUGGAGACGCUCCUUCAGGUAUACAGGACCAAGGCCGUUUAGGGCUAUAAAGGUCAACACCAACACUUUGAAUUGUGCUCGGAAACGUACUGGGAGCCAGUGUGGAUCUCUCAGGACCGGUGUUAUGUGGUCCCGGCAGUCGCUCCCAGUCACCAGUCUAGCUGCCACAUUCUGGAUUAGUUGCAGUUUCUGGGUCACCUUCAAAGGUAGCCCCACGUAGAGCACAUUGCAGUAGUCCAAGCGGGAGAUAACCAGAGCAUGCACCAGUCUGGCAAGACAGUCCGCCGGCAGGUAGGGUCUCAGCCUGCGUACCAGAUGGAGCUGAUAGACAGCUGCCCUGGACACAGAAUUAACCUGCGCCUCCAUGGAAAACAUCACCAACCUCUCUCUGGUGUGUACAGCAACAUAAGAAAGUGACUUGAAAUGCAGCCGGGGGAAAUGAUGCAUUUUAAGCUGCUAAUAUGUACAAUUAAGUCACAUAUUACGUGCAUUUAACAUACAUUAUUUCAACCAUAUGUGCUUGGCUGUAGACCCUUUCCAGAUUCCAUUCCAGCCUUUUUAUUCUGCCUGCAUCUCUCUCUCUACCUUUCCGCCUCUCUCUCUCUUCCUCUCUCUCUCUUCCUCUCUCUCUGCUGCUGCUCUGCCCCCCCCCUUUAUUUCUCAUUGCCUCCCUCCCUCCCGCCAGUUGCUCACAUGAGGAUGAGUGAGGGGAGGCAGUGGAGCUACAUGGAAGGCCUCCCUGCAGGGCUCCCCCCUUGCCAACCAAGGAAAAUUAAACUUUGGCUAUAUACAAUUUUCACAUACUGUAUAUGCACAACCAUUGGCACCAAAUAUCUGUGCAUGAUACAAGGUGAUUGUAUGUAGACACUGACAAUUAGCAGGUGACAAAGGCUGCUUUAUAGCACUGCAUAUGGCACUCUCAUGCCUUGGUGUGGUUUUACCUCUAUCCUGCUGAGCAGUAGAGCAGGCAGCAGUCUAGACAUGAGUGGAUAGGUCCUCCUUCUCCAGGCAAGGAUUGCUUAGGUUGGCUAUCCAAGUCCUGAGGUAUGAUCCAUUGGGAAGAAUCUGUUCUUCCUUCCUUUCCAGAACUGCUUGGCUAGGUAAGGGUGAUAAGCACUGUUCAGACCAUGAGCUGGGUUUCUUCCAGAGAAACAACCCAAUAAAUGGAUCCUUGGAUUCUCAAGGGCCUUAGGUAUCCUGCAUUUGGGAGAGGCUGCUCCACAGUGUGAUUUUAUGAAGUUGUUCUUCCAUAUUUUCAAGUUUGCAUUCGUUAAAAAAGCAAGGGAAUAGCUAGUGUGAAGUGAACUUGAGUGGUGUGAAUGCAAUGUUCUACUGAGGACUCUUAAAUGUAUUGUCUGCCCUUCGCAAAGGGGCUUGCAUUGAUCUCUCUUGGCAACUGAGCGAGGUCUAUUACAGACCAAAUGGGGGCAGAUGCUCCUAGGAAUGCUGCUACCAUAACAAAAUUUAGCCAGGUGUGCCGGGUGGCGCAGUGGUGAUCUCAGCUGAGAAAGGAACAUUGGGCUGACUUCCUGAUGCCUGAUCCUGUUGCUCCGAGUACAGCAAGUGCCCCUUAUCGUUUGCCCUCGAGGACUAUCAAAGGAAACCUAGAUGUCUUCCAUUACUGUUGAAAACAAGAGUGGAGUCUCAUGUCGGGCCUCAAAGAAGAAUGUAGAUCUAUUGGCAGUGGAUCUGAACAAGGGAAUGAAUAAUUCAUGGCCCCAAAUGCCUCCUGUGCGUUCUCAUCCAUUUAGGCUGCUUGGGAGCUCUAGCUGCUGAGAUGCAGAAACAGAUCGACUUCCAAAGGAUAAAAACCCUUAUAGACGCUGCUUGCUGUUGCUUCUGUCAGCCUCCAGUUCAAAGGAUUGCAGCAGCUGCUGUGAUGUUGGCUUAAGAGGGCGAAGGCCGGACCCCCGAUUGCUGCCCCAUCAAAACAGUGGUAGUCCAAGAAGUUCUGUAGCAAGGGCAGCCUGCUAGCAUCCCUUCUCUAGGUAAGUAAGGCAAAAAAGGUGGCUUGGCUAAUUUUACCAGGAACUGUGUGGCAGGCAGGGGAGGGCAGUGGCUCAGCCCAGAGUUGGAAAUGGCCUUGUUUAUGUGCCAAGCGGCUUUUCUUAGGAGCAGGGGCAGGGGCGGGCACAGGAGAAAGCAAAGCAGGUUUGUCUCUGCCAAAAGCUUGCUAAAAACAGACGAGGCUUUGAUUCACUUUCAGCCACCAUCUUAAGAAGUAAAGCUGAUUUAAUAGCUGUUCAGUGGAGUAAAUUCAUUGUGUAGAGUCACUUACUAGCUGGGCAGUUGUCCAUAUCAGAGUUGGCAGCUAAGGGCUUGGGAGAAGGAAUUUCUCUCCCUGCCUUGGUAGAGGUCUCCUGAGGUCAUGGAAGAGGUGCACUGGCAGGGCAGCAGCGGGGAGAGGGGUUAGUCCAGGUCAGCGGGAAACACGACUUCAUUCUCCCAAGCUGUCUAUCCAGCGCCUUUGAAACAGGGCUUGUGGGCUGCCAAACUUCCUCUUCUUUGUUUGCUCAAGUCCCUGCUGUUGAUUUAUAGUGCCACCUUUUGCCUUCCCUGUUUUCACUGAGGAUAAGCUCUUUCCAUUGUAUUCAGUAACUUCUUUUACAUUUUGUUGCUCAGGUUGCCAUUGAUCCAACAGGCUGUAUAUCCUGUGGAGGAGAGUGUAUGACCUGGCUAUUUAAAGCAGGUGUUUAAACCCCAGCGUGAGUCAGGUUUCUUAACAAUGGGCUAUUGCCACUCCAUCUCAAGGUUGUUCCAGUCAGACUGUCUCCUUUCCAGAUCCCAGUGAUAUCUAGCUAAGUCAUACUCGGAAUAGACACGUUAAAACCAAUGUGCUUAAGUUACUUAAGUUCAUUGAUUUCAGUGGGUCUGCUCUGAGUAUGACUGAUGUUGGAUGUCAUCCAGGGCGUUCUCUCUCUCUCUCUCUCUCUCUCUCUCUCUCUGUGUGUGUGUGUGUGUGUGUGUGUGAGAGAGAGAGAGAGAGAGAGAGAGAGAGAGGUUAGAAAUAUAAAUGUGUCACACUUCAGUUGCAAUGUAUGAAGUUGGAUGUCGUCUGUUGCAAAAACUGCAAACUGUAGGUGAUAUUUAUCUGGUCCUGACUAUUAUGUUACAACAGAAGCAGGGAGCACAGCACAACGUACUUAUACAGAUUUAUCAAGACAUUUGCCUCUUGGAACAGUAUACAGCACAAAGGGAUAAAAUACAGUAAAUGCAAUAAAAUAACACAUUGCAGCAGCAUUUAAAAGUCCAGCAUUGCAAUAGUGAAGAUUACCAGAGCAUGGGCUACUAUGGCUGAGAUGUAUCCAUACCUGCUUUUUUCUGAAUAGCCCUUCCCCUGGAUCUGUGUCAUGGUUACACUAGGCAGCCUUUCUCAACCUUCGGUCCGUAGAUGUUGUUGGACUAGGGAUGAGUGGUCAGGAAUGAUGGGAGUUGUAGCCUAGCAACAUCUACGGACCCAAGGUUGAGAAAGACUGCACUAGAAAAUGUGACAGAAUACAGGUUCAACUGAGUCCCACAAGUUUUGGACACACACACAGCACUUCUGAACUUAGGGAACUGCUUUGUUCUAAUUAUGGCUAGUUAAAUCAAACCAAGAUUUCAAUCAAUGGUUUGAUCCUGAGUUUGUUUAAAUUAGCCAUAGUGAAUUGGGGGAAAACAUUUGAUGAGUUAUGGUUCCAAAGUACAGUAGAAGCUUUCAAAAUUAUCCCUCGGUAUGUGUAGAGGAGGAGAAUCAGGCUUGUUCCCACAAUGCUAAACCAUGGUUUUAGCUGAACCAUAGUUCUAUACUACAUGUGAUCAGAGUCAGAAUGUUGGAAAGUAGGGUGGAAUGUUACCAUUGUUGUUUAGUUGUGUCUGACUCUUUGUGACCCCAUGGACCAGAGCACGCCAGGCACUCCUGUCUUCCACUGCCUCCUGCAGUUUGGUCAGACCCAUGCUGGUAGCUUUGAGAACACUGUCCAACCAUCUCGUCCUCUGUCGUCCCCUUCUCCUUGUCCCCUCAAUCUUUCCCAGCAUCAGGGUCUUUUCCAUUAGCCCCCUUAAUUUAUUACACAAGUGAAUAGAACCCAUGCGAUAACUACUCCAUAACAUCUGCACAUUUAGAAAUAUGUCUAAAAGAGAGCUGCCUUGCAUGAGCAGGUAUUCUCAAAAAGGACUCCUAUUCAAGUAUUGGAGACCAGGGCUAGCUUGGCCAUGCAAUCCUAAGGAUGAGGCAGGCAGUGUGGACGCACUCCCAGUCUUUGCAUGAUUCCCCUUCGUAUGAAUAACACAGGAAGGGGACUUAUACAUAGUUGAGUAAAAAGAACAUUGGCAUGCCCACUUUCAUUCCCUAUUAUUUAGGAAUAACAAAGAUUUUUAUAUAAGCUGACGGAUCCAACAGGGUUCUUUUUGGUAGUGACCUUUGUGAAAUGCCACAAUAUAGAAGCUUCUGGAUGUGUCUAAAGAGACUCCUUAAAUGGAGGGUUACAAUGAUCUCCUCUUGUACAGCUUUAAGCUGUGGCCUUGAUAUGUACAACUGCUAGACUCUGGUGUAGAGAGCUCAAAGUAUGCAAGAGAAAAUAAGCCUUACAGUGAAAUGUCCCGCGUUGCUUUGGGUUAGUCUGCUGUGCAGUUGCAAGGAUGGCAAAGAACUCACAGCAAGGUUUCCUGGCUUACUUUUAAGAUUGUUCAACAGAGCAGGAUUUGAAGAAAUGCCCAGGUGGUUUCCAUACUAAUGUUGCUGUGGAGCACUUCUUACACUUCAGAGGUAGCAAAUGUGUGACCCUCUGUGUGGCAAAAUGGUCAAAUCUAUUAAAAUUGAGGAGCCAUCUGGAAAUGCAGAGAUGCACACAGGUGUGCUUAUGCUUGCUUUUGUCUUUGUUGAUUGUCAUCUGAGCAAAGAACACUGAGAGAAAUGGAGUUGGAAGGGGCUCAUUCUUCCAGGCAGUCAUUCCAUGUUUAGUGCUCUUUAACUAAAAAUCCACAUAGAUUUUCAGGGCAAUGCUUGAGCUGCACGAGCAGCAGAUGGUGCUCUCUGUCUCUCCUUUUGUACACAUAUAUCAACAACACACACAGAUGCCCUUGCUUCUGCCCAUCAUAGCCAUCAUGACAUAAAGAGAUCACACUGGUCUACAUGCUCACAGUGCUAUCAUAUGUAUAUAUGCAAGUUGCCUGCCUCUUCAAAUGUUGUGUGUGAGCCUCAAACAGGUUUAUUAUUAUACUUGCAGCAUGGAAAUGUUAUAUUCUUGCUAGAAAAGAAACGCUCUGUUCCUGCUAGAGUUGCUUUUAAUCUUACAAGUUUUUAUUUUUGGAGUUUUGAGCAGGAUGGAUCGAUCUCAACUGAGGCAAGUUGUCACCAAUAAAAUGACAGUUUGAAAUCAAUUUCUCCAUUGUAUAAGUCAUACUAAUUUGUUGCUAUAACAAUGAAAACAUUGGUUAGCAGCUAAGAGCUUUUAAAACAGCACUAGAGUAUAAUCUAAAGCCUAUGGACAGGAAGUCUCUGUGCCUUUGGCACCACAUUUUUGUUAACUUAGAAAAAAGGGAGAGGCAAUUGUGCAAUUAAUAGAUUUAUUUUUUUGACCCUUCGUGCAAGAUCACUGCUUUGUCAGCUUAAAUCUCUAGAAUGUUCCAGAAAAGGGGGCUAAUAAUUGCUGAGGAGAACAAAGAUAUGGAGUAGCCAGUCACUACUUGCAGUCCCAUGGACUGCAAGAAGAUCAAACCUAUCCAUUCUGAAGGAAAUCAGCCCUGAGUGCUCACUGGAAGGACAGAUCGUGAAGCUGAGGCUCCAAUACUUUGGCCACCUCAUGAGAAGAGAAGAAUCCUUGGAAAAGACCUUGAUGUUGGGAAAGAUGGAGGGCACAAGGAGAAGGGGACGACAGAGGACGAGAUGGUUGGACAGUGUUCUCGAAGCUACGAACAUGAGUUUGACCAAACUGCGGGAGGCAGUGCAAGACAGGAGUGCCUGGUGUCCAUGGGGUCACGAAGAGUCGGACACGACUAAACGACUAAACAACAACAACAACAACAGCCAGUCACAUCCAUACCAUACAUUUAAAGCACACAGCUUCCUCCAAAGAAUCCUGGGAACUCUAGUUAGUUAAGGGUUAUGGAACUGUAAUUCUGAGAAGGGUGUGCUACAUUUCCCAGGAUUAUUUGACAGUACUACCCUACCUUAUAAGGAUGUUAUAUUGUAAUAAAGUAUAUGCAACACUGAAAGCACGGUAUAAAUGCUGCAUAUGUUUUAUUUGUUUGUAUCCCAUCUUUCCACUAUAGAAGUCUUCAAAAAAUGCCAUUUGAGUUCUGCCCUUUAAAUACUUUUAGUUUAUGAGACAUCUUUUCAAAGAAGGCAAAGAAGGCCAGUAAAUCUUUUUUGUUUUUGUUUAAAUAAGUUACACACACACACACACACACACGUUGAUCUAAGAAUCCACUUUCUUGGUGCCUUACCAUUUGGACCGGAACACAGUCCAUUAAACCAACACAUUCUGGCACAACUGCAAGCAUCUAGACUGGCUUAAGCCUCACAUAUCAUACAGAAACAUAGAGCCUAGCUGUGAACCGUCUCAUUACAAAUAGAACCAGAUGCAAACCAAUCAUGUCAGUAACCAGAGCGUUUGUUUAAUGCAGCCUUCCCCAGCUUGGCAUCCUCCAACUCCUACCAAUUCCUGCCAGCUCCGCUGUGCUUCCUGGGGCUGUUUGGCGACUGUAUCCCAAAGCAGCUGGAGCAUGCCUAGCUGAGGAAAGCUGCUUUAAUCCACAACUGUGAGUGGAAUGUGAAUCUUUGGCUUCCCCUGUGGCAUCUGGGGCUUCCCCUUAGAAUCUUGAGGUUCCUUGCAUUUCACAACCAAGCAAAGGGUGGAUGGAUGAUGUGUCUUUGUUGUACGUGAUCCCACUCAGGGCUCAUGAAAAUGCAGCAUAUGCAUCCAGCAUCAUGAGGCCGCAGCCCUACACUCUUAGACGCAUUGAACUCAGUAGAAAUCGCUUCCGAGUAGAAAUGUAGAAUUGCACUACUUCAAGAGCAAGCUUAGACCUUACGGCUGUCAAGGGAAAUAGCAAGGGAUUUCUCCAAGGAUGGGGGAGGCUACUCAACAGGAGACUUCAGUGCUCUCCUUAGCAGCUUCCUAUUUCAAAUGACUACUUGCGGAAGGGAAAGAAAGUAGGAAAAAGGAGUGUAUAUAUGAAAAUAGGCUAAAUUUGCACAAUAUGUACGAAAAAUGUAUACUUCAUGCAUAAUGUUUGCAUAAUGUAUGCACAAUGGAAACUAUUUUUUCCUUCCUUGAGCACGGCAUGCUCCCUUUGCCCGUGAGCUGAUGGGUGGCUGGGAGUGCAUAUUGCUCCAGCAAUGGAAGAAUCAGGAGCCCACCUGAUUGUUCCUUUAAAGCACCAUCCUUACCUGUCCCAUGCCUGAUAUCAAGAAUGUCAUCAGGUGUGGGCCAGGAGGACAUGGUUCCCCCAAAAUGGCCUAGUGGCCCAAAUAAGGAUGCCUGAUGGACCAGGUUUAGCCCAGAGGCUGAGGCUCCCCACCCCUGGUCUAGAGGCUACAAUGUUCAGCUUCUCUUGGUGCAGAAUUUGAGUUGUUUUAGCAGAAUGAAUCUUCCAGGACAGAGUUUAUACAGUCUAGGAUAAUAUGUCAUUAUUUUCUCUCCAUGAUUUCCCCUCUACACAAUUGCUCUGAUCUGUCAUUAUGGUAUAGCAGGUGGCCUUCUGCUGGUAGUACUGUUUAGAAUAAGUUGUUGCUUGUUCUGAUGUUGAAUAGCAUUAGUAUCUGAAGGAGCAAUUUUGGUUUUACUGGAUAAAUAAUAAGGUGGCAGUUGUAUAAUUUGUGUGAGUUGCUUAAUCCUUCAUUGUGAAAUUGUUGUUCGACUUUUAUCCAGGAAGAAAUCUGUUUUAUGUACCUUCUGUGCCAGACCUCUGCAGGUAUUUGCCUACACACUUACAAUGGGACAUUUAUAUCAUCUGGAAUUGGUGUUUUCAAACUGAAGGCCUUUUCUCAUCUGUGUCUUUUGUGCAUGCAACACUAGCUCUGCUCCUGGAUAUUUGUUGUGCCAUUGCCCUCUGGGAUGGACAGUCUUCUUGUGUAUUUAUUUGUGCUUAUUUAUAACUGAUAAAAUGGCCAUAAUGAGUUCUGUUUGUAAAAAAGGAUAUUGAAUAAUUUCUAUGAAACUAAUUAUAUAGUUAACAAGAGACAACUAUGCUAUAGUAAUAUCCUCCUUUCUAGAAAAGGAAGCAGACAUGCGAGAGGGGAGCUCUCCUUGCUUUGUUUAUAAAACUUUCUAGAGAAGGUAGCAGCACAGACAAUAACAGGGAGCCAGCCCUGCCAUUAGGCAGAGUGAGCCAGCUGCCUUGGAAAACUGAAUCUGGAUAACAUGAGAGGGCAGCAAAUUGUUAGUUAUUUAAAAACAACCAACAGUCUUAUGUCACCACAAAGACUAACAAAUGUAUUAUGGCAGAAACCUUUUGUAGACUCAAGCCUUCUUUGACAAAUACAUGAAGUGAAAUAUUAGUUGGCAGGUAUAUAAAGGAGACAGUUGUAAGGUAGGAUUAUGUGACAAUGAGAUGCAAAAAUCACAACCAGCAGUAAUUGAAGCUUAAAUUCAUGUUAAAUAGGCACAUAAUGGAUUGAUGAGGCACUUGUGAGAUUUUUUUUGGUGUCACCCUCCAAAAUAACUUGACUAAUUUUGGGUACAAUGUACUUGCUGGUGAUGAGGAAGACUAUUUGCUGCUUUACCUGGGGUGGGGAGGGGAGUUUGGACAAGGCUGAAUGCAGUCUUUGGGCCAAAGGCUUAAAAAAUUGCUACACCUGUUUGUUUGUUUUUAACACUGAUAUAGUGAUGGGGAUGGAUCCGUGGCAUUGACAUUGGUCCAGGGGUGCCUCUAGGCACUGUGCAUCUUUUUCUGUCAUUAUGGCAGGUUGCUCCUUCCAACCAUACAACAUUUUUCUUCUUCCUGAAACUUCAUAGGCCGACAUCCAUUUUGAAUGUCCUUGUGAAGUUGUGGACAUAUGAUCACCUGUCCUAGUCCUGUGCUGCCAGACACAGCAGAGCUCAGUGGAGGGAGAAGCCAGCCAGCCAGCUGAGUGUCAGGGGGUACUCUCCUGGAGGCAGUUUGUAUGCAAGGUUCAGUCCAGUCCUAAGGUCAGGAGAACCUCAGUGCACAUAGUCAGAUGAUUCGGGGGUCAAGAAAGCCGAGGGUCCACGGUCACAAGAAGCAAGAGCUAGCCAGGAAUGACAAAUGCUGUUUCCAGCAACUGACUGAGGCUGGAAACCCUGCUUAAGAAAGCUGGAGCCAGCUGGUUCUCAUCAGGAGCAAGAAGGCUGAUAAGCAGCAGGUGGAGUCACUUCACCUUCUGCUCCUUCAGGCUGCUGCUCAGCAGGUGAAGCUGACUCCUGGCCCACGACACCACCCUCUACCUCCCUCUAAUGGAGUUUAUGUAGCAGGUGUUUCAUAUCUUUCCUUCCUUUGGCGAUUCAGCGGUCUGUACAGUGACUUCCAAAAGAUCAUGACUACAGCUGCCAGAGGGCUUUGCAAACAGGAAGUGGGCUUCACACAACUUCCUUUUGAGACUGAAGUACCGGGUUUCUGUAAGCUGCUGAGUGUAGUGAUCACUCGGCAGGAGAGAGCUCACCUUGUCUCCUCUCCAAGGGUGAGCAGACUGUGAAUAGGAUUUUAUUUCAACCAUACUGUACUGUAAGACAGAGAGCCGCUCCAGGAAAUGAGCCGUUGCAAGGAAUCGUACGAGCCCAGACAUGCCUGUGAAUGUGGAGGAAUCUAGGCAGGUGAGCUGUGAAUUGCCAGUGAAACUGAUCUUUUUUUGUAAAGCACAUAACAACUUUUCAGUUAUGGAAAAUAAUAAUAAAGCAAUGAAAUACAUUUUUAUCACUUGUUUUCACACAAUCUUUUCUCCAAAUCCAGAAUUCAUUGGUAAACUGCACAUACUGCUUAGACGUAAGCACAGCUCAGUUGCUUUCAGUGCAGUUGGAUCUCCUCUUUGGCCAACUAAGUUAUUUUCUUGGGUCACCAUUAGUAUGUGCAACUUCCCCUCUUUCUGAACCUAGAGCCCACCAAAAUAACCUUAUAAGGAGGCAUUAGCUAUGGAGAUGUCUAGAUGUAUAUAGCAGGUCACAGACACAUUGUGGGAAUGUACAGACCAAAUAGAUGUACAAUAUCUUGUAAGGAUUGAGGAAGAUAGGCUUUCAAGUAGGGACUCCUGUUUUCUAAUACGUCUCUACACACUAAAUUGCAUUGAAGAAGUUAACUUUGGAAGAUUUGUCCAGCCGCUUUGUAGCAUUCUUGGGAAUAUUCUGAUAACUACAUAUCCAGAGUAGGCUGCUUCCAGAUUAUUCCUUAUUUUGUCAGUCGGGUUUGAUCACAAAUGGGCAAAUUCAGGUUGUGCACUUAAACUGUAUUUGGCACUCUUGUGCAACAAACCCUGCUUCCGAAACCAAAAAACUGUUUGUGGUAGGGCAAGCCUGGCUCUAGGUAAGGUUCCGGUGGUGCGGAAGCUGCGCACUGCGAGGGCGGGGGCGUCAGAGCGAUAUCUGUGCCUCAGCGCCCGACCUGCUUGAGAUGGCCCUGUGGUAGGGAACCUGACAGAAGAAUGCACUUGAAAGUGUGGAACAAUUGCUUGACACAAUGUCAUUUAACUUCCUCGCAAAACAGACAGACAGACAACCAACCAGCCAGGAUAGAUGCACUAUAAACAGGAUGGAUUUGAGAGCUAGUCAGGGAUCUCCUGACACAAGACACAGCCUGUACUGGACUGAGCAACAAUACAGCCCAGGAAGGUGAAUUCCUCUAGAAGGGAAAAGAAGCAAGCAUAGACACAGUGGGAAUACCUAAAAAUAAACAAAUGGAAGAUAGCUUGCUAUGCUUCUCUACUAAAAAGAGCAAGAAAAGAGCACAAAGCCUUUUGACAUCUUUCUUCAUCUCUGAGUUCCCCAACUAAUGCAGGUUGUGAGUCUGUGCAUGGAUUGUAUCAUUGUGGUGUUAUGUACAAUACCUACCACAUUGUUGUACUAAAUAAAGACCCAUUAAAAUCUCUUGGAGUGUGCAAUGUUUUAAAUGGGAUGUGGUUAUACCCUAAUUGUAUCAUACUUGCCUUAUGUGGUUUACAAUGCAGAUAAGUAACUGAGUAUAGAUUGAUCCUUAUAACAGACCCUAUGGUCUCAGGUUCACUGUAGUGUAACUGGAGAAGGAGGAAAUGGUUGUGUUGUGUGCCCUGGUCCAUAUAUUUGGACAGACAACUUUCAAUAAAUAGAACUAAGUUUAUAGUUCUCCUAGGCAGAAAUUCAACUCACACCACCAGCGCACAACCCAUAUUUUUAUACAUUGAUGAGCUGGUGUCAAACUGAGUGGAAACAGCCAUAAUUGCAAGAGAAGUUGCCUCAGAGCAAGGAGAUAGGAUCUCAGCAUUUGAAUGGCUACUGGCUUCCAUCUUGCCACCAAGGCUAUUGCUGACCACUAAAAAGUGAGAAACAAGCCUCUGAUAAGUGCUGCCUGCUCUUAGUAGGCAGUACCGCAUCUAAUUAUAAAUUGGAUAUUUUUCUUGCUAAUUCCCUACUGAGAGAAGGGCACAAUGGAAAUGCACGUCUUUGUUUUUUCUCUGUAGCCCUUCAAAGAAAAGCAUUUUAAUAAAGUGUGUUUAUUUUUGAAAAGCUGAUUUAUUGCAUGUGAAGGACAGCUGCUUUGAAAUUUAACAACCAUGGACACUGUCUAUGCUGUUGCCCCCAUUUGAGAUAUGGGGUGUGCACCAGAGAGACUGCCCUAGUCAUUCUUAUUUCUAACGGUGGCGUUGAGCCAGUUCCUUCUAAGAGCAAAACUGGCACACCUAACAAAUUUUCUUCAGGAGACAGAAGUAUCAAAUGCAAGCAUCUUUGCUCCUUGUCAUCACAUUUCCUGAGUGCUUCUCUGCCCUGGAUCCUUCCUAGGCAUUAGUGACUGUUUAAUGUGCUUUAUUUACAGCAUCUGCAACAUGUGCAUUGAGCAACUGGUGUUGCCAAAGCACUAGAAAAGCUGCCUGCGAUUAACUGUUAUUACCAUGUCUUGCAGUUGAAACAAAUGUCUCAGGGCCAAAAUAUGUGGGGCCCUGUCACUGUAGCUGCUGUGGUUAUGAAACAUAUAGGUUUCUUCCUUCAUUGGGUGCCCCUUUUUUGUUUCAUUGCUAGCCCCCCCCCAGCUGUAGAAGAUUAUAUAGGUAAAGGAUUUUUUAAAACGUAGUUUGUAGUUGAGAUUCCUGCAUUGCAGGGGGUGGACUAGAUGAGGCUUGGGACCCCUUCCAACUCUACGAUUCUAUGAUUCCUCCAUACGUUGUUUGUUUGUAUGAAAUCCAGAUUCCUCAUCAAAUCUAUGUAUGCAAUUUAAAUUAGCAGUUUGGCUUGUAUUGUAUUAUCCAUACCUCCACAUGCGGUACGAAAAACAGAGCCUCAUUGAUGAAGCAGCAGUGGCUAGUUUUUAACUGUGUUACACAGAGCUAUCCAAACCCUUGAUCUACUGUGCUGGAGAACAGCAGCAUGAGAACCUAUAUACUUUAGUAUAGCUGGGAAUAAAGGUUGUUUUUAAACGACAAUGACAACCCUACCUCAUUGAGUUUAAGUAUGCUGUUACCUAGCUUAUUCCCAGGUCAAUGGAGUAGUUGUGACUUCAUCAGUGACAACUCACAGGCCUGAAAAAGUCCAAUUAAGAUCUGACUAAGGAGCAGUUCAUAGUGUACCAUAUUCAGGAGUCCUAGGGUUGGGUUUGGGCCUGAAAAUGUCUUGGUGUAGGGGCUGAAUUUCUUUUUUAUAUUAUUAUAAACCAAAGAAAAGGCAGAAUGUCAACAUAGCACUGGCUUCAUCUCACAUGGAGAACCAUUUGAUAUCAAGUAGGUAUUUGGCCCUGACCCCUGCCCUUCUACCUAAACAUGCCUCGUAGCUAUAGCAAAAGACACUUCCUCUAAUGUGGAAGGAAAAGGUUAUGGUACAAGUGAGAGAAAUGUAUUCUGUAUAGGUUGCGUUUGUGUGAACAUGUGAACUCAGUUUGUCAUAGGGCACUGGUCACCCUGUUCCCACCGUUCUCCGCUCUCCCCAAGAAGCAACUCCAGCAAUGUGUAACUUUCCCAGAAGAAGAAGCUUUUCUGUAGGACAUGGAAAUAGUUCUGCAUCCAGAUGUAUCGGGCAGAAUACAAAAAUGUACUCAUGCUACAGACCAUGGAAGUUAGUAUUGCCACCAGUUCACUUUUCAGGUCCUGAACCUGGCUCCCAAAAGGUGGGGUAAGUCAGUGUGGUGUAGUAUAGUAUUUGAGAGUAUCCGACUAGGACUGAGGUUCACAUCCCAAUCGGCGUGGAGCUUACUGGGUGACAUUAAGUCAUUAUCUUGCAACCUAACUUCAUUGGGUGGUUGUGAGGAUUAAAACUGAGGUCCUUGGAGAAAAUGUGGGCUGCAAAUUAAGUCAAUCGAUAGAACAGACUAUAAAACUGGACAUGCCUGCUUGUUGAGGUGGAUGGAGCAGUAGCUGGCAAUUUUCUCAGCUAUAGCCAAGCAUUGCUAUCCCAGGAAGACUUUUGGAGAACACAAGGGAUGUGCAUUGAGAGUGUAGUAUGGCCAGAAGCACUUGGGGAAGUAGCGCUGCAUGGGCAGCUAGUUCUGAAGUUCUUGGGUUGUUGUUAAUAUCCAGAUGCCAGAGCACUUUUGGAUACAGAAAAACUGCCACCUGUCAUUUAACACCAAAUCAAGGUUUUGACAUUAUAUCUGAACUGUUUUUUUCCACUCUCCCUUUUUUAUUAAAUGAACGUCUUAAAAUGCUUUUCGGUAUCCUUUGUGUCACUUGCCAAUUGUACCUCAUACUGGGUUUUUUUCUUUCCUCAUGUUUCCAUUAGUUUUGCACCUUAGUCACUUCUCCAACUUACUCUUUCUGGUAAGCUUCCUGUUUGGAUGUAGAGCACCUUGCAUCAUUUAGCUAAAAUUAGUGUGGCAUUCUCUCUUCUUAUGCCUGCCUUAGCUUGGUCUUGCCUGCUGCUAUGAAGAGGUAGAACGUGGGUCACAUUUUAAACAAGCUUCAUAUGCAUCCCCUUUUCAGGCUUUCUAGUUGUCUUGACUCCCAGGUACAGCUGAAGUGUGUAGGCAACAGGAAUACCACAGCCUAACUUAAAUGAGAACUGGGACGUUUGCACAUAGACAUCUAUGUGAAAGUAGGUCCCACCUGCCUGGUGUCUAGUUAACCAAAGACGAAACAAAAGUGAGGCCUGCUUGUGCAUGCACAAAAGCCUCAGUCCUCAUUAAAGGUACAUGCACGGCACAGCUGAGGGAGAAUGUGCAGACCCAAGGUUUGCUUCUGUAUCGAACUGUGAGAAGACACUUUCUUGGCCACACAUGAGUCAACACUAUAUUACACUGUAAUCUGGUUCUGAGCAUACUGCAGGAAAUUAGGCAAAAACAAGACAGUGCUUCACUAAUCAGACAAAAAAGAAUAAAAGAUAUUCCUACUUCCUAUUCUGGUUUUGAGCAGGUCACUUUAAAGAUUUAUGCCACUUUCCUUAUCUUAUAUUAUUGAUUCACAUUUUUGUACUUUGUACCUUUAUGCAUUAUAUUAUUUUGCUAUAUCUUUAACCUCCAGUGUGACACGAUCUAGUGCUGUUGCCCUUGUUUGCUGAGUCUUUAAUCCUUCUCUCCACCCCAAAUUGUCUUUCAGAGUUCCUGCUGGGGACUGUGCGGAAGGAUGGCGUCUGCAGAACCCCUGACUGCUUUCUCCCGUUGGUACCUCUAUGCUAUUCAUGGUUACUUCUGUGAGGUGAUGUUCACAGCUGCUUGGGAGUUUGUGGUCAAUUUCAACUGGAAAUUCCCAGGUGUCACUAGCGUAUGGGCACUCUUCAUCUAUGGAACUUCCAUCCUCAUUGUAGAAAAUAUGUACCUGUACCUGAAGGACAAGUGCAACAUCCUAGUGCGCUGCCUGAUUUACACCUUGUGGACGUAUACUUGGGAGUUCACCACCGGCUUCAUCCUGCGCCAGUUUGAUGCCUGCCCUUGGGACUAUUCACAGUUUGACUUGAACUUCAUGGGCCUCAUAACCCUGGAAUAUGCCAUUCCAUGGUUCUGUGCAGCAGUCAUCAUGGAACAGUUAGUCAUCAAGAACACCCUGCGUUUGCGUUUUGAUGAGAAUGCUGAACCCGGGUCUCCUACUGCUGCUGUAACCUUGGCCAAUGGCCAUGUGAAAACUAACUGAACAGUAACUUCAAACUACACCUUGACUAAGUGAAUUCUCCUGCCCCUUUCACUGGAGACUUUUGAUGAUGGCCUCAAAAACAAAACCCCUGCUUCCUGUAUGAUAAACAAACCUCCUGUGUUUGGAGGCAUGCAUGAAAAAGUGGAAUCAGUAGGUUUUCUAUGGAUUUUUUGCUCUCUUUUUUGUUUUUUUAAAAGCAACAAGUAGCACUGACAGCUACCUGUUGGUGAGAUAGUUUGACUUGUAACUUAUUAUGAAAACAGUCAUAAUACCUGCAUUUUACUACAUAUGGGUGGGUGGGUGGGAUGAGAGUAAUGCUCAUCAACUUUGUACAAAUAACAAGUUAGUAAAUUGGCACAGACGCCCCAUUUAACUUAGUAAUUGGCUUAUAUUCCACUAGGCAAUAUUCAGGUGCUUGCUUGCAACCAGUACCUCCCAUGAGACCCAAGAUGCUUCAGGGUCAAGGAAAACUCAUUAGCUGUUGAGACAACCCAACAGUGGCAGUCAACUGGGGAGGUGGUUUGCCCUCUUGUGUGCUCCCUCCUAAGGUUUUUAAAAAUAAUAAUAAUAAUAAUAAUAAUGAUAAUAAUAAUAAUUAAUGCACCACAGUGUAUGAUAUUAUGGUGCUGGACAUCUUCCUGGAUUUCUAUAAAAUUACUUUUUGACUCAUCCAUCCUGAGGCUCACUAGAGACCUCCCACUCCCAAUAGUCUUUUUUUAUAAAAAUAAAAAUAAAAGUCUCUUCUGCUGGAUUAAUUAUAUCAUUACUGUACAAGUUGCAUUUUUGGCCAAAAUGGGAGAUAAAUGGCUGAAGUCUUCCCUGCCUCCUAUCCUUGUUCCUUGUAAUAGAACGGAACAGAAGGGCUGCUUCAGCUCCAAUUUGCCCCAUAAUAACCGUUCACGUUACCAGGAUCCUCUCUGCCUUCCUCCCCUAAGAAUUCUGUCACCAAUGAUUCCACUGGCAAUAAUUGUGGACCAUUGGCCCAGGUAUUGAAGUCUCCAUGUGUCUUCUGGAUUCAUCGGGAAAUAGAAUUGUGCAAGACACUGUGCAGCGCUCAUUUGCUUCUACAGAUCUUCGGGAAGCUCUGCCUGAUGUUCUUCUCUAUGUACUUAACAGCAGUAUUAGGGGUACAGUAAUCUCUCUUCAGAAAGCUAUGAGUAGCCGGAGGUGAUAUCCCUACUGCCUUAUAGUGGAGAGCGCUGAAAAGCCAUUCUCCAGGAUCUUCCAAAUGGAUUGUGACCAGUGUAGCUAGGGCGGCAGGCAUUCUUGAAACACCUUCCCUAAGGUUGGCUCCCCAGAGAUUGCUGAACCACAACCUCCAUCAUCUCCAGCCCACAUGACCAGUAGUCAGAGGUUAUGGGGGUUGUAGUUCAACAUCUGGGGGACCUGAAGUUGGAGAAGGCUGUUUCAGAGCCUGUGGAAAGUAUGAAAGACCCAAGGACAGCUUAAAUUAACAAAGCAUCCAAUAGCCUUAAGAGGAGGGUAUGCUGUCACUUGGCCUCCUGGGCAAAAAUAAAGAAAGAACCAGGUAUCAUUUGCACUGAAUGGAACUGAAUUGCACUAGCAAUGAGUUGAGCUUGGGAUGUCAGUUUCUUUAUGUGGCUGCAGUCUUAUCUUCUGUUUAGAUGAGGCCUGCAUUAUUGUUUGACUGACCAUUGACUGUUUCCUCCAUCUGGCAGUCAGUUAACACAGCUGUUGUUUGUUAUGUUGAGUUUCAUUCUACCACCCAGGAUGGGAUCUUCAUUGUUUUAUGAAUAAGAAUAACUGUAACAGUAUCUUGUCUUGUAUCUUCGAAGUGUAAUUAUUUUGUUCUUCCUAAUUUUCGCUCAGGUGUGAAUCCAUUGCGGGCAAUGGAUCUGCUGGAGCAGUGAAAGCAGAAGCUUAUUCAGGUCUGCCAUGUUUUAGACAGUGUCUCCUGAAAUACUCAGCAAACACACAGAAAGAUUAGCGUUCCCGUUUAUCAUUCAUCCAUUUUAUAUUGAAUUAAAUUGUGUUUUCUCUCUAAGGCAGUGCCAUGCAACAAUGUGCUGCAAUAAUGGUCAGCUGAGUGGAAAAUAAAAUGGAGGAGCAAUUUAUUGGCUAUGGAAUCACAAUCUUAAUCCUUUUUUACAGUGCAACCCUAUGCAUGUCUCCUCAGAAUUAAGCCCAGUUGAGCUUAAUGGGGUUUCUUCCCAGGGAAGGGGAUAUAAGAUUCCAGCCUUAAUUCAUAAUUUGAUUUGCCAUGAAAAUAAGCAUUAUUCUUGGCAUUCCACUUUUCUAAUCUGCUGUCCUAAACCACAAAAGAGGAACAGCGAAUUGGAAAGAUGCUGCAUCUUGCUUUUUAAGAAAAGGUUUUUAACAAACUAAAAUAUAUUUUCCUCCAAGUAUUCUGUGAUGGAGGGAAUGGUGCAAACAGGAGAUGGGCUACACUUGAAUCUUCUGGUAACCACAGUUCAAAGCAUUAGAUAAGGCUGGACUAGUGGAAUAUCCUCGCUUUCACUAGUAGUCACUGACUGCUAACAUCAGCUGCAACACUGGUUCCUUUACUAACAUUACAAAAACACUAUAACGGAAGGCUUUUUUAUUUUAAAAAGGCAACAUCAUGGAUCUCUUUAGAAUAUGUAAGGUUUUGGAAGCAAUAUAUAUCCCCUGAAUUGGCCAAUAGCACAAUCCCAUGCUCUUUAGAGGGUCUAUAAUCCCAUCCUAAAUAAAACAGUUACUUCAUGGCUCAUCAGUUGUUUUGCUUACACUGAAAAAUGGCUUCUAGCCUUUUGCCUAUGAACACCCCUUUCACUUGAGCUACAUUUUCCCAUGAGGCAUCAGAACUACGCCUUGAGCUUAUUUUAUGCUAUUUUAUUUGGUUCGUACUGUGUAGAUGUUUCCCCAAGGGGCUAUAAUUUUCACACACAAGUGCACUUUAUUCGCAGUUUGCACACCAGGAACUGAGCUGGGCAUAAUAAGUUCCUAUUUCCUCAUGCAGCAUUCACCAGACAACCCACAGACCAUAUGAGCUUUCCUUGAUACUAUUCUACAACAUCUCAAAGUUGCUGUAUGUGUCGGGCCCUGCAGAUCUCAUUACUCUCUUUCUGAGAAAAGCAACUUGGUUGCAGUCAAGAGUUUUAACUCUUUUGAUUUAUUUACAUUCAUUUUGUCUUUCAGUUCCAGUGAAAACUACUGAUGCUGUUUUACAGCUGGGUUGCUUAAACUACACAGCAAUGGUGGCUUCAUUGCUGAGAACUGUAGCCUAGAAGCUGUGCAGCCGAUAAAGCACUGGCAAAUAAAACACCCACAUAACUCUCAGUUAAAUAUUUGCUUGUAUGUGUAUCCUCCUCAGUAGAUUAAAGUUGCCUGUUUGAAUUCACCAGCAAUAAAAAAAACUUGUGGUUUGUUGGUUUUGCCCUCUCUUCCUUGUAAGAAGAGGGUGGUUCAUGCUUAUGUCGUUGGAAAUGGUGGGUUAUAAAUUUGCUCAUUGCACUGCAUUAUACUUGUGUUACGUUGCAGCUUUUCUUACAAAACAGUAAAGAACCCAAACUCAGCUGGUCUAUUUCUAGGCAUACCAUUCAUAUUUAUUUAGGUUAUUCAAUAGUCAUGUCAUCUCCCACCAGCCCUAACCAGUGUAACCAAGGAUGAUGGAAGCUGGUCCAGCAAUAUCUGGAGGGCUACAGGUUCUUCGCCUCUGCUUUAGCCAUUCAGAUAGAUAGCAAAAGAGUUCCAGCACCACACAGAUAAGGGACAAAUCUUGCAAUGAAUGCAAAUGUGUGGCAAAAUUAGAAAGCAAGUCAUCUAGGAAGCACUUUGUUAGCACUUAUCUCCUACUUCUGUACUACUGUGCUCAGAGUUGUGUAUGUGUGAGUUUCCUCUUGGUUAUUCCAGAUGGGCACACUUGGAUCUUCUCUAGAGGUCCCCGUCGUCGUCCCUGCCAUUCUCUACCUUCUAUGUAGAGGGGUGAAUAGCGGGUAAUAAGCUUGGUAAGAAGUGAUUUCCCCUCAAUACAAUUCCUGUAUAUAGCAAAGAAAGCCCUGAUAAUAGAAUUUACUUUCUAUUCUGCAUUAUUUUAGCAGAACACAUCUGGAACAUUGCAACUUUCAAGUGAGAUGAAGCCAUUUAUCUGUUUACUUUAUAGUGUGCCUGAACUUCCAGGCAAAGGCAAAACAUUUGAGUGGAACACAAGCAUGUAAUUAAAAUUGCUUUCACAUCAUUGAUCUAUUAUAGACACUGCAGAAUAGUCAAAUCUGCUUCGUUCAUUAGGAAAAUGCUAAGAGUCUAUGCAACCUACCCAACAUAGGUUCCUAAACCUUAUUUAAGCUGUUUUUCUGAUGUUAAAUUUUGAUUUCCAAACAUGCGGUCUACAAGUACAGGUUCUAAUUUUGAAGUCCCCAUAUAGCUAUUAAGUUAAGACAAAAGACCCUGAUCCAACUAAAGUUAGUCAUGACUAUGUCCCAUUGAACUGAUGGAGCAAGUUAAGCCACAGCAACCUUGAAUUCCAUUUUUUUUUAAUGUUUAGAGAUGCUUUGACCUGUUGCAGCGUUCUUGCUAUGCAGUUGAAGCUGAUACUGUGACGAAAGGAGGCACAAAACAGCAUAGCUAGUAGCAAAACCAAAUUAUUCAUUAAUAAUUACAUCUAUGAUUCCAUAAAGGGGGGGGGGGUUAGGUGAAAUAUUAGGAAACAUGGGAGACUGCUUCCCACACAAUGACUGGGAGUGUGCUUGAUUGUUCAUCUAAAAUGAAAAUGUAGAAAUAGUAUGUAUACUUGAAUGAAGGAGAAGGUAAACCUGGCCCAUGUGAAACUUAACAUACCCUGUUUCUCAUAUUUUAAGACAUACCCAUAAAAUAAGCCAUAGCAGGAUUUUUAAGCAUUCAAGGAAUAUAAGCCAUACCCCGAAAAUAAGACAUAGUGAUAGGCGUAGCAGCAAUGCCGGCCACGGCAGGAGGAGGAGGAAAAAAAUAAGACAUCCCUUGAAAAUAAGCCAUAGUGUGUUUUUUUUGAGGAAAAAAUAAAUAUAAGACAUGUCUUAUAAUAUGAGGAAACACGGUACCUGCAAUCUGUCUCAAAAGGAUACAUAAGCACAUCCAUAAGGGUCAUAUAUUUAUAUAUAUUUUCCACAAUAUGUUUCUAAACAUGGAAGUUACUAAUUUGCAUAGGACCCAGCAGCAGUGUAGGUGCUAUAGCAAGGUUUUCUUUAAUAGGUGAAACCUUGUCACAGAGAAGACGGACAAUGUUAUGUGGAAGGAAGGACUGAAGCAACGGAUUCCUAGCACAAUAUAUUUACAGUAUAUUUAUUGAAUGUUGGGAGGGGGGCAAAGGAAGAACACCUCUCAACUGAUUUAUCUAGGGGAUCCUCCCAGAGCAGCAAAUUGGAUGUGAUGACCUUUGAGAUACUUUUCAUGUCCAUUCAGUAGUAAGUCGAUUGAGACCUAUGGUGCUUACUACCUGGUAGGGGCAUAAGAUUGUAGCCUGAAUUUGCAAAACUAAAUGCAAAUACUUAUACUAAGGUUAGUGUCACAAUCAUUUAUUCCUUUAUUUAUUUAUUGCUUUAUAACUUGCUCUAUCUACCCAAGGGACUUGGGUGGGUUAAAAAUAUGCUAAUAUUUGUUAGUAUCCUAUCCUAUCCCCAUAUAUCCCUACCAAAAACUAGCUGACUAAAAGCACCUUGCACUGUUUCAAUGUAAAGUUGCUUCCUAGAUUCUUGAAAAGAUGAGCAGAUAUUAGUUUUUGCACAGUGAACUGCAUCAAAUAUUUCUGAAUGCCAAAUUGGAAAGCA
Molecule: messenger RNA, 22058 nt
Organism: Zootoca vivipara (common lizard)
Lineage: Eukaryota; Metazoa; Chordata; Lepidosauria; Squamata; Lacertidae
Source: RefSeq, a predicted model, not a curated record